Messenger RNA from Triplophysa dalaica, 487 nucleotides. Its product is annotated as serine-rich and transmembrane domain-containing protein 1. The record is from RefSeq and is a predicted model, not a curated record. Bases 50 to 487 code for a protein of 145 amino acids. The transcript has 2 exons. Gene Ontology annotation, cellular component: intracellular membrane-bounded organelle. NCBI's taxonomy places the organism in Eukaryota, Metazoa, Chordata, Actinopteri, Cypriniformes, Nemacheilidae.
GAUUAGUUUUGUCAGAUAUAUGAAUGACUGAGCGCGGCAUCAAGAAUCCAUGCUCGGAUUGGACUGUGGUCAGACAUAUCGAGAGCGAUCUCCUUUUGUUCCCGGUGUCAAAAAUGUCAUCAUCUGCACGACAAGAUUUCCAAAUCCUUCAGAGAUGUCUGGUAUUGAUGGAUCGGUGGAUGAGAUAAACGGCACAGAGGUUAACAGUGAGAGUUUCCUGAGGUUCAGCCCUACAACCGUUUCUACAGGCGCGGCCACUGUCUCAUAUAGCCGGACUGCGAAUGUGUAUGUCUACAUCUCCAUCUUCCUGAGCCUCCUGCUCUUCCUGCUUAGCCUGUUAAUCAUUGCUCUGCACAGGCUGAAGAACAUCAUUUCUUCCAGUUCUACAUACCCGGAAUGCAGCAGUGAAGCAGGGAGCUCCUUCACUAACAUGGAGAUCUGCAGCAUUUCCUCACAGAGAUCAACCGUGUCAUCACUGUCCUGCUGA